Molecule: messenger RNA, 1155 nt
Organism: Xyrauchen texanus (razorback sucker)
Lineage: Eukaryota; Metazoa; Chordata; Actinopteri; Cypriniformes; Catostomidae
Gene: arl11
Product: ADP-ribosylation factor-like 11
Exons: 1
Coding region: 305-829 (174 amino acids)
Biological process (GO): vesicle-mediated transport; intracellular protein transport
Cellular component (GO): cytoplasm
Molecular function (GO): GTP binding; GTPase activity
Source: RefSeq, a predicted model, not a curated record
AAGUAGCAGCAGGGCAGGGCAUCCCGCAUGUUAAGCUGACACACCUGUUUAACAAUGUGGACUAACUCGUCAAGCUGUAUCACACGGUCAGUCUUAAGAUAGUGUACUCUCCGUUGCACCUAGCAACUCGCAUUGGUUAUAGUGUGUCGCAUUGUGUCACUUCAGCGUUACAUUCUAUUUCCCACGAAAACAGAAGUAGAAGAGUGUAAUCAAGGAUUUGGUUGCCAGAUGCCAUUUCAAACCUGACGAGAUACAGACAAGUGUUGAGAACUUAAAACCAGACAACGGGAUUUGUCAAACCAGGAUGGGAAUCUUUCAAUCUAAAAAGUUUCACAAGUCUCCACAGGUUGUCCUCAUGGGCCUGGAUUCAGCUGGAAAAUCCACUUUAUUGUUUAAACAGCAGCGAGGUGUUGUGAUGGAGACAUCCCCAACUGUUGGCUUCAACGUUGCAACUGUAGAGCUGGACAAGAAAACCUCACUGACCAUAUGGGAUGUUGGGGGUCAGGGGACAAUGAGGCCCAACUGGAGAUACUACCUAGAAGGAUGCAAGGUACUGGUGUUUGUGGUGGACAGCAGUGACAGUGCCAGGAUGGGAGAAGCCCAGAAAGCCUUGAAGAAGGUUUUGAGUGAUGAGAACUUAAAAGGAGUUCCUCUGAUGGUGCUGGCCAACAAAAAGGAUCUGCCAAACUCGAUGACUAUCAGAGAGGUGUCUACAUUGUUGGAGUUGGACAAAUACACAGAUCGGGUGUGGGAGAUCCAAGCCUGCAGUGCCAUUAAGGGACUGGGUCUCCAACAAGCUUUCACCUCAAUAGCUAAACUAUUAAAGUAAUGAGGAACUGAUGCCAGAGGCAUUUACAGAACAUUAUUUGACAGGGAAAACAAAUAAAUACAGUUCAAACAUAUUGUAUGUGGACUGCUUACUUUUAUUUGAUUGCAACCAGAAUCAAAGGAAUAUUUGAUCAUGUUGUCAUUUUAAACUGGACCGAAAAAAAAGAUUAGACAGGAAGAGGGUGCACUGAUCUCACUGAAACGGAAAGCCAAAGAGCUGUGAUAUAACUACUGUAAUUGUGCUGUUUUGUUUAUGCUGUACAUAAUGUAAUAUUUAUAUGCCUUCAUGUUAUACACCAUCGUGUGGUUUGAAAAUAAAGCCUAUAU